Molecule: messenger RNA, 1374 nt
Organism: Enhydra lutris kenyoni (northern sea otter)
Lineage: Eukaryota; Metazoa; Chordata; Mammalia; Carnivora; Mustelidae
Gene: GCNA
Product: germ cell nuclear acidic peptidase
Exons: 10
Coding region: 1-1374 (457 amino acids)
Cellular component (GO): nucleus
Source: RefSeq, a predicted model, not a curated record
AUGGACAUGUCAGAAGAAGCAGCUGGCCAAUCUAAGAUCCAGGAUGAUGAUUGUUGCAUUCUUACUGUGGACUCAAGCAGUGAUGAAGAGUUUGAGCCCUUUGGAACCAAAAAGAAGGAGCAGAAAAGGAACUUUAGCUAUGUGGUGAUUGACUCUGACUCUGAAGACGAAUACUUCAGUGAUAAGGUCAGAGCUCACAUAUCUGACAUCAGCAGCGAAGGCAAGUAUACUCAUGAGAUUCUGGAUGUGUUAUCAGACACCGAGGAGCAGCCAAUAGUUAUUACUGAUGAUGACAGUGAUUUUGAGGGCCCUGUGCUCAUAAUAGACGAGGAUUCGUAUGAUCAGGGCCAAACUGCCUCAGAGGAAAAAGAGAUGGAGGUCUUCAGUGUCUCCCAAAGCGGUUCCUCUAAUGAUGCUGGGGAGCUGAAUCAUGGUGAAAAUCUGGGCCAGCCACCACGCGGUGCCGAAGCCGAGGUAGAGAUUACAGAUGACAAGCCCGCACCUGUGGUGGAGCAGCCACGGAAGAGGAAGAGUAAGACCAAGAAUAUAUGUGUGACACCCGCUGUGAGACUCUCCAAAAGACGUGCGCCUACAAAGAAGAAGCCCGGUGCAGGGAAAAUUGAAAAACGCACGCCUGGGAAAGCGACAUGCAAAAUACCUGGAUGUUUCCUGCGUGACCUGGAAAACGCGAAGCAGUAUUCUGGAAGGAAAUUCAAGCAAAAUAAGGAUAGCCUGGUUCAGAAAAUCUACACCCUGUUUAACAGCUCGGUGUUUAAUAAAAAGCUACCAGAGAAAAUUGAUAUUGGCUGGAAUAAAAAGAUGCUGAGGACCGCUGGCUUAUGCACCACGGGUGAGACCCGUUACCCUAAGAAGCAGCGUUACGCGAAGAUCGAGAUUUCCCUGAAAGUCUGCGACUCCGCAGACCGUCUCCGGGACACUUUGAUCCAUGAGAUAUGCCACGCAGCCUCCUGGUUGCUUGACGGCAUCCGUGACUCUCAUGGGGACGCAUGGAAGUAUUAUGCCAAGAAAUCGAACAUGGUGCACCCGGAGCUGCCCAUGGUCACCCGCUGCCAUAACUAUAAGAUUAACUACAGGAUCCAUUAUGAAUGUACUCGGUGCAAAACCAGGGUCGGCCGCUAUACCAGAUCCUUGAACACCGAUCGCUUUAUCUGUGCCCAGUGCAAGGGGCCUCUGGUCAUGUUGCCGCUAACUCGCAAGGAUGGAACCCCCAUUGCGCCCCAUGUGAGGCCCUUUGCUAAGUACGUGCAGGAGAAUUAUAGAACGAUUAAGCAUGAGACGGAAGGGAUAAGCCAUGGGGAUGUGAUGAGGCGGCUGAGCAAGGAUUAUGCCGAUAAGCAAAGGCAGGAUCAUUGA